Molecule: messenger RNA, 1479 nt
Organism: Podospora anserina S mat+
Lineage: Eukaryota; Fungi; Ascomycota; Sordariomycetes; Sordariales; Podosporaceae
Exons: 1
Coding region: 1-1479 (492 amino acids)
Cellular component (GO): intracellular anatomical structure
Molecular function (GO): protein binding
Source: RefSeq, a predicted model, not a curated record
AUGCCCUGGGCCCCAACUACAACAAAGCCGUGGGCUGCCUUUGAUGACGAGGAAGGAAGCCGAAACCUGCGGCGGGCCAGAGAAGCUGUGGUCGUGGCAUUGGCAAAGGCGGCGGCAGCGGCGCCGGUGGAGCGAGCACUUGUUGAGGCUCUCCAGCAUCGGUACCCACAAGAUCGAGGAGAGGCCAAGCAGGGAUACGUCUGGGAACCACACGUUUGCGCAAGCCAUGGACAGUGGCAUACAAUGCUACACCCAAACCAUCCCGACGUGGCCGCCGUCUAUGUCGACGCCUUGUUGAACCUGACACCAUGGGACCUCUGGGACUUGCGAACAGGAGCACCGACCAAGGGGGCGAGGACACUGGAUGCCAAAGCGGCCUUGGAUGACGCCCUCACCAAGCACCCCAACCACCCUGGAAUGCUUCACCUCUACAUUCACCUCAUGGAGAUGUCGGCCCAGCCGGAGUUUGCCCUGAACGCGGCCGACAGACUGUUGGGCAUCAUCCCCGACUCGGGCCAUCUCAACCACAUGCCAUCUCACAUUUACAUGCUCUGCGGAGAUUACCGUUCCGCAAUAACUUCCAACUCGGCGGCUGUGCGGGCGGACCAAAAGUUUGUGCAAAGAGACGGCGCCAUCAACUUUUACAGUCUGUACCGCUGCCACGACUUGCAUUUUCGGCUUUAUGCUGCCAUGUUUGCGGGACAGUCCGCAGUGGCUCUAGAAACAGCCCAGUUGCUCGAGGAGGCGAUACCGGAAGAGCUUCUGAGAGUGCAAUCGCCGCCAAUGGCCGACUGGCUGGAGGGAUUUCUUGCCAUGAGGGUACAUGCGCUCGUUAGGUUUGGUAAGUGGGAGGCCAUACAGCGUCUCCCUUUACCAAAAGACAAGUCGUUAUACUGUUCCACGACGGCCAUGAUUCUCUACGCAAAGGGUGUGGCUUUCGCCAAUACCGGGAGAUUCCAAGAGGCCGAGGAAGCGCGAGCUCAGUUCCGGAGUGCAGUCAAGACCGUGCCCGCCUCAAGGACAGUCUUCAACAACCCGUGCCAAGGUAUCCUAGCUAUCGCCUCUGCCAUGUUGGAUGGAGAGUUGGAGUAUCGUCGGGGAAAUAUCGAGCUGGGGUUUGAGCAUCUGCGCAGGUCUAUUGAGCUGGAUGAUGCUCUGCCGUAUGAUGAGCCCUGGGGCUGGAUGCAGCCGACCAGGCAUGCUUAUGGGGCUCUGCUGUUGGAGCAGGGAAGAGUAGAAGAGGCCCUUGCGGUGUAUGCAGCGGAUUUGGGAUUCGAUGGCACCCUUCCCCGAGCCUUGCAGCACCGAAAUAAUGUGUGGGCAUUGCAUGGCUAUCACGAAUGCCUCACCACGCUCAAGAGGGAGGCCGAGGCCAAGAUUGUGUGGCCCCAGUUGCAGAUUGCUUUAGCGGUAGCAGAUGUUCCCGUCAUGGCUUCCUGCUUUUGCCGGAAGAAUCCAGGUGGCACCCACAAGCUGUAG